Nannizzia gypsea CBS 118893 is the source of this 1374-nucleotide messenger RNA. RefSeq lists its product as hypothetical. NCBI's taxonomy places the organism in Eukaryota, Fungi, Ascomycota, Eurotiomycetes, Onygenales, Arthrodermataceae. The transcript has a single exon. Gene Ontology annotation, molecular function: protein binding. Bases 1 to 1374 code for a protein of 457 amino acids. The record is from RefSeq and is a predicted model, not a curated record.
AUGGCAUCGUUCUUCAAGAAGCCAGCUUGGGCGCAAGCAUCGGCUCCAGCUAGGCCGCAGGACUUUUUUCGGCGCUCCAACCAGGUAUACUCGGACAUUGUGGCCACGACUCAGGACGAGGAUGAGAGCGAUGAUGAGACGACUGCAGACCGAGAGACAGCUUGUGCGCCGAGUGAGCCCAAGAGACGGCGCAUCUCCAACGAUGAUGAAGACGAUGCUCCUUCAGCUCUCCAGGCCAGGGCCACAUCACCAUCCCAGGAGCUUGGAAGCGGGGGUGAUGCCGUUAAAAGGGAUGCUUCUCCCAGGCCAGAAGAGACCAGCACUAGCAAAACACCUCCACGGACUCCACGGACUCCACGCUCUGCUCGGUCAAGCCCUAGGAAGACCGGCUCUCGAAGGAACAGUCCACGGAAGUCACAAUUGAUAGGGGCCUCACCUCCAGGCACUAUUAUCCAUCUUAAUUCGGAAUCACCUCCUCCUCCAGCAGCCCGUGUUCCUCCAAACGCCGUCGUACGAGUUGAUGAUUCCGACUCAGACAAUGAUGGAGACAACGACGAAGAGUCUGACGAGGAAUGCGCAGAACUGGUCAGACGAGCUCGAGAAAGGGCUCGUAAUAACUUAAUGCGUGAGAAGAAUAACUCAAAAUCUCCCAAGGGCAAAGAGAGUACCACAAGGAAGACUACAGAAAGUCCCUCGGCGGCCCGCAAAGUUGCUCCCAAGUCCCCGCCAAAGAAAAAGGACACCGUUGUGAAUAUUCUUAUUACAUCCAAUAUUGAAAAUACCAGGUCGCUUCUGGUCCGUCGGCUGUUGUCACAAAACCUAAGAGACGUACGAAAGGCAUGGUGUCAUCACCAGAAAUUUGACGAAGAAACCUCAGACACUAUAAUCCUGACCUGGAAAGGAAGACGGUUAUUUGAUGCAACCACUUGCAAGAGUCUGGGUAUCAAUGAGUCCGACACCAACGACAACUCGAUGUUUGACUCUGCUCCCGUUGAUAUGGACGAAGGCAAUGCCGGCGUCCACAUGGAGGCCAUGACACUAGAAAUGUUGGAAGAAAGACGUCGAGCAGCGACCGCUGCCCAACUAGACAACGAGGAGGAGGAAAGUGAAGACGAGCAACCAAAGGCUCAAGAGCCGUCUGACGAGAAUGUGGUUCGGAUUAUUCUCAAGAACCCGGAUCUAGACGAUUUCAGGAUUAAAGUACGGCCUACAACGCAGAUUGGCAAUAUUCUGAAGAAGUUCCGGCAGAUGAAGGAGAUACCUGAGCACAAGUCUGUUUCUCUCUAUUUUGAUGGAGACCGGUUGGAUCCAGAUUCUUUGAUUGGGGAUAAUGAUAUCGACGACAUGGAUUGCAUUGACGUUGUAUUGAAAUAG